UGAAAACUAUUUAUUUCAAUUAGACGACUUCAUUCAUAUGACCUAUGAAUUAAAUUUACAAUUAUCAAAUCAAUUUAAUGAGAUUAUUGAUGGUAGUCAUGUCAAUGGUCAAAAUAUCGACGAUAUUAUAGUAUUAUCAAAAGGUGAAAAAUUUGAAUUAAAAGUAAUUGAUAAUGAGAUGAUCAAUAAUAAUCAGUGA
This is a messenger RNA of Didymodactylos carnosus, 199 nucleotides long. The record is from the annotation of a GenBank genome assembly. Lineage: Eukaryota; Metazoa; Rotifera; Eurotatoria; Philodinida; Philodinidae.